This is a messenger RNA of Aspergillus nomiae NRRL 13137, 680 nucleotides long. RefSeq names its product RINT-1 family protein. The record is from RefSeq and is a predicted model, not a curated record. The annotation marks the transcript as partial. Gene Ontology annotation, cellular component: Dsl1/NZR complex. Gene Ontology annotation, biological process: regulation of ER to Golgi vesicle-mediated transport; retrograde vesicle-mediated transport, Golgi to endoplasmic reticulum; endoplasmic reticulum to Golgi vesicle-mediated transport. The transcript has 3 exons. NCBI's taxonomy places the organism in Eukaryota, Fungi, Ascomycota, Eurotiomycetes, Eurotiales, Aspergillaceae.
AUGGCGACUCCAACAUCCACGCUAUCUCCGCAUGAACGAACAAGGGUCGAAGAUUAUCUAAACGACAAAAUUCAGGUGUCGGCCGAUUUCGAAAGUCUUGACUCAUUGCUGUCUAGUCUUCGCUCCCAGCAUGAGCUCCAACGAAAGCAGUUAGCAGAAGCACAGGAAGCACUAUCGAAAGCGACAAAGGCCUCUAGCGACCAUGCCGAAGCCACUCGAAAGCGUGCCGAAGCGUUCAAUGAGCACCAGGCGGAUAUCGAUAGGCGGUUGAAAGCCCUCACUGGGUCAGAUGCGAGCGACGAAGCGGCAAAGCGAUUUGAAGCGAGUAUAGAAAAGCUGCGUAAGCUGGAGCUGUCAAAAGGAUAUGUGUCCUUGCUCAAGGAAGCGGAGGAAUUGAGCAAGGAAGCCUUAACAAGCAUACAACAUUCACCCAAAUUGGCCAUCAAGCCAUAUACCCGGCUAAGGACCAUCGUCCAAUCCUUGAAAGAAGCUCAGCCUGCAGCAGAAGGGGCUGCCCCUCACCUGGUCGACUAUAUCGGAAAGCUAGCAUCUGCAUUGAGAGAUCACAUGAAAACCGACUUCACUAAGCGGCUACAGGGAACAUUGGAGGAGAUGAAGUGGCCGUCGAAGGACCUGUAUUUUCCGGAUAAUCUAAGAGCACAGUGGAAAGAAUAUGUGGA